Messenger RNA from Euleptes europaea (tarantolino), 906 nucleotides. Its product is annotated as olfactory receptor 13H1-like. The transcript has a single exon. NCBI's taxonomy places the organism in Eukaryota, Metazoa, Chordata, Lepidosauria, Squamata, Sphaerodactylidae. Gene Ontology annotation, cellular component: membrane. Gene Ontology annotation, biological process: G protein-coupled receptor signaling pathway. The coding region runs from base 1 to 906 and encodes 301 amino acids. The record is from RefSeq and is a predicted model, not a curated record. Gene Ontology annotation, molecular function: olfactory receptor activity; G protein-coupled receptor activity.
AUGGUGACAGAAUUCAUCUUAAUUGGGUUAUCUGAACACCCCAGAGCACAGGCUGUGUUCUUUGGGUUCCUCUUGAUGGCAUACCUCAUCAGCCUCCUUGGCAACAGCCUCAUCAUCACGUUGACUAUCGCUGACCCCCGGCUCCAUAAUCCCAUGUAUUUCUUUCUCUGCGUCCUCUCGUCAAUUGACCUCAUUAUCACCAGCAACACGGUCCCUGAGGUCUUGGCCAACUGCCUCCUUUUCAUGCCCACCAUCUCCUUCUACAGGUGUCUGGUCCAGAUGUACGUUGGUCUGUUUCUCGUCUCGACAGAAUGCGUCCUGCUAGCCAUCAUGGCCUACGACCGCUUUGCGGCGAUAUGCCAGCCUCUUCACUACAUGCAGAUCAUGAGCUGGAAACUUUGCGUCAGUCUGGUGUCUGCCUCUGUGGCCCUCUCCUUCCUGAUCACUCUCAUUACUGUGCUGUUGCAGCCGACUGACUUCUGCGGCCACUACAUUAUCAACCAUUUUGUGUGCGAGCUGCAGUCUUUUCUGAAGCUAGCCUGCUCUGACACUCGCGUCAGCGAGCUGUUCAUGCAGAUGUCAAGCCUCUUAAUCUUAAUACCGCCCUUUGGUUUUAUUGUUGUGACCUACGGGCGCAUCGCUUUGGCUGUGUUGCGCAUCCGCUCGACAUGGGGCCGCAAGAAAGCCUUCUCCACCUGUAGUUCUCACCUCACAGUGGUCAGUAUCUUUUACGGGGCUAUCAUGAUCAUGUACUUAAAGCCUCAGCAGAAAUCUCCUUCUGAAGAGGAAAAGAUCAUCUCUGUAAUGUACGGGGCUCUGACUCCCAUGCUCAACCCGCUGAUAUACAGCUUGAGAAACAGGGAUGUGAAGGGGGCUUUCUGGAAGGUGGUUAGCAGAAAAAGGUAA